This is a messenger RNA of Danaus chrysippus (African queen), 3042 nucleotides long. NCBI's taxonomy places the organism in Eukaryota, Metazoa, Arthropoda, Insecta, Lepidoptera, Nymphalidae. The record is from the annotation of a GenBank genome assembly.
AUGAGUAUAGAAUACUUCGCAGCUAGCAGAGGUCUUGCUAAACGCAAAGUUAAACCUGUAGAGCCGCAGUCGUUGUUGGAUUUCGAUCUUGGAGAGGGUGAGAGCUCUGAUGAUUCUGACUUCCGAAUCGAAGAUCAUCCCGAAGAGAGUGACGAUUAUUCUAUAAAUACUGACGAUGAAGAAAAAAAAAAUGCAAAGAGUGAAAGUUCAGAAGAACAGUCAGGCUCGGAUGACGAAGAUGAAUUCAAAAAUACAACCAACAAGUUGGGAGAGGAAAUGUGUGUUACUGAUUUACUGGAAAAAGCCAAACAGAAUGAAUUUAAGUUUCCAGAGCUGGCCAAUGUCAUGAUAUGCGCCGGUUGUCUCGGCUCGAGGAGUGAUGAUAUCAAUGAGAUUGUUGAAUGUGAUGGUUGUGGUGUUACAGUUCACGAAGGUUGUUAUGGAGUAUCAGAUGUUACAAGUGAGUCCAGUACAGUAAGCUCGGCCUCUACAGAACCCUGGUUUUGUGAGGCUUGUAAAGCUGGUGUCACCGACCCUAACUGUGAAUUGUGCCCUAAUAAAGGUGGAAUAUUUAAAGAAACAGAAGUUGGUGCAUGGGUUCAUCUAGUAUGUGCGUUAUAUGUGCCGGGGGUUGCAUUCUCAGAGGUUGAGCGUCUGUCAGGAGUGACCCUGUUUGAGAUGGCAUAUUCCCGGUGGGGGGCUAGGGCUUGUGCGUUGUGUUCAGAUGGAGCCCUAGCUCGGACUGGGGUUUGUGUUGGCUGUGACGCUGGACUAUGUAGGACGUUCUUUCAUGUUACAUGCGGUCAACGUGAAGGUUUAUUGGCGGAGGCGCAUUCAGAAGAAGCUGAACAAGCGGAUCCUUUCUAUGCACACUGUCGCUUACAUUCAGAUAAAACACUAGUCAAGAAACGGAAAAGAAACUGGCUGGCAUUACAGCUGAGAACAGAAAAAAGGAAAAUGGAGUUACAGAAUAAUCUAAGUACCGAAGAGAAGAAAAGAAUACAGAGGAAAUUAAUCAAGUAUAGAAAGAAGUAUUCACUGCAAAAAGAAAAUAGAAAUCCGCCAUGGGUGCCUACUCAAAAGAUGGCGCGCAUGAUAUACAGCAGCGCGUCGGCGGUGCGUAAGUUUCAAGAUAAGGCGCUCUGUAUGGGUGUGGACACACAUGCGUUAGAGUUUAGAGAUUCACAGAUGGCAGCACUGAAGGAUGUAUCUCGUAGAUGGCACGUGCCGCCCGCGUUCUCAGUGGAGUUCGUUGGUUAUUACUUGGAGAGGAACACUCGAGUGACGUCACUGAGGAAGUCUUUGGAACGACUGACGAAGGAGAACGAAAUACUAGUAGCUGAUGAUGAAGAUCUACGAACAGAAUAUGAUAAGGCUUCAAAGGAGAACACAGAUGCCAUAGCCGAGUUGGCGUCUACAAGGCUCGGAUUACAGAAGAUAUAUGACACUAUAGUGUGUCUGUGCCCUAAGAAGUCAAUUCCCGCCAUACUAGAGGACCGACCGCUGGUCAUAGCUCCACCGCGAUCCACGCCUAAGGUCACGCCUCAACAGUUACAAAAACGGUCGAUAUCUGUUCCCACCGCUGCUGCUCUUAAGAUGGGCGUUGGUUUUCCUCUUAGCGACAACCCGGACGCUCGCCACGGGAAAGUUCUCUCUACGUCUAUGGAAGCAAGCGGUGACGGCGCGCUAGCAGCUCGCGCAUGUUUCGCGUGUGGUAGAGCCAGUGAGCGACAUCUGAUGGCGGCUUGCGAUACUUGCAGACAUCACUACCACUUACAUUGCUUACGACCACCAUUGCAAAGACCACCCAAAAAGACGAAGCUAUACGGAUGGCAAUGUUCAGAAUGCGACAAGACUUCAGAUUCGGAACCGGAAGUGCUUGAGAAGAAAGUGCCUCGUCGUUCACGAAUACGAUACAGCAAAGACGGAGCUAUAGUAACGGAACCACUGAGUCCGGGCUCCGUACCUAACUCACCACCCAAACCUAAGAUAGAAAAGACUUUGAAGGUCGAGAAAAAGAUGAGCCUAUCAACAGAGAAUAUAUCACCCAUAAAAGUCACGAUAAAACCGUUCGAGUUCACCAACGAUUGUCCGGAAGGAAACGAAGUUAAGGUGAAAAAGGAGAAAAAGUCGAAAUCCAAAAAGGAUUAUUCCUCGACAUCCGGCGGAGAGAGUGAAAUAUCAGCUAAGAAGAUACAUAAAAGAAGUUUCACAUCACCCAUACUAACGAACACUCCUCUCAUGUCGAUCACACCGAUAGUAGCGGACAGUCCCAGCGACUCACACAACGAUCACUCAAACGACUCAACAAACAUACCGCCUAAAGAACCGAGCUUCUUUUCCCAGAACCUCUCAUUCUCGGCGCUAUUGAAUGAACCGAAAGAAAGAGAUAGCAAGACUAUAGAGAGCUCCAUAGAAAAUACACUAGCGAACCUGUCAUCCGAUAUAGCGAUGUACAAAGCUAAUAGAAAGAGAAGGAAGGAGAAACACAGGUCUAGAUAUUCACCUGAUCUGUUACGAUCACCGACGAAAUCACACAAACACAAGAGGAAGAAGAAGACUCAGGACAUAGAGAAUCCUGAUACACCACAUCCAAGGAUUACUAUCAAGAUAAAACCUAUACCUAAACCCGAUGGUUCUCUAGAUACACAGAUGUUCUACGUGCCCACAGACAGCAAUGAUGGACCACCGCCUGCCGUUAUAAAGAAGAUAUCCAAGCAGUGUGAGACCGAGCCUCCCCCCUCCCCGCCCCAGGCUGUUUCCCCUCCCUCCGCUGACCAGCUCGCCGCGUCUCGUUCCCGUGAGAGUCGCGUUCGUGGUUCGAUGUCAUCUCGUCCACCGCGGGCCGCGGCCACACCUCUCACACACUGCGAUGUAUGUUCAGAACCGGGGGAUAGCACCAACCUUGUCAGAUGCGACGAAUGCAGUAAGCGGUACCACUUUACUUGUCUGGAGCCGCCGCUGAACAAGAAUCCGAAGAAACGCGGCUAUUCGUGGCACUGUGCCGAUUGCGAUCCAACUGACUUGGAAGAAAAUAACUAA